GGCUUUUCGUUUUGCUCGUUUCGACCGGUUUGAUUUUGAAUUCAAAAUUUGGACUAUUUGGGAACGGCGAACAAACACAAAAUAACUCCUGUCUUGUUCUGUUUUUCGGGCUAUUUUGUUAAGGAAACAGAGAAUUUGUAAAAAAGUACAACAAAACAGAUAAAAAUACGAAAAUAUUCUGAGAAAUUGGAAUAUUUUUGCCACAAUUCAAAACUCCCGCGUUUUGGCGCCAUUUUGAAAAGAUUUAAAUUUAAAGGGAACUGGCAACAUGGCGGUCGAAGGGUGAAUUUUGAGCAGAACUUUUUGCAAUUUCUUUUUAUUUUUACGGCGUAUCUCGUGUGCUUUCGGAUGGCUUGAAUCUACAGACUUAAAGGCAAACUUUCAAUGUACUAUUUGAGAAGUACCUAGGCGUUUUGGGUGGCUAAUUUUGAAAAUAAUCGCGUAUCAAAAUGGCCAUGAACCACUUUGAAGUUUCUACUACUGUCGAAGCAGACAAGCAGAUAGUUUUGAAUUGUAGACAUGGAGAAGCGGUCAGACAUGCUCUCGUUUUACUAGAAGGAGAAAUAAAGCCUUUUACAAAUGAAAUUUCUUGUGAAGGCUCCACAAACGAAAUUAAUCUUGGACCAACACAAGAAGACACCACUUUGAAGGUUCAAAAUUUGUCAAAUUCCAAAGCAACCGAGGCGUUUAUUUAUCACAAAGGACAGUGUCAUCGUUGGCCUGUGGUCAAAAAUAGGUUCAAAGCGUUUGUAAAGUUGGAUAAAGGGACGAAUUUGCUAAAAGUCCAGUGUCAUGAAUUAAAUUUGGAAAAGGAAUUGAGCAUUUCUUAUGAAAAACAAGAAAGUCAACAGAGGUAUAUUAAAAAUCAGAAAUGUAUCCUAGUCCAGGACUAUAGACUCGUAUGGAGAAUCAGAGAAAUGUAUAAGACGUGAACUGGGCUUUUCACCGUGGGGUUCGGAAAUUUACAGUGGCGUAACGCUCGUUGGGUAGGGUUAGUUCAAAAACUAAGCGCCCCCGACAGUUAAGGGCGCCCAUCAGCCAUGGCCUAUUGCCCAGAAAAUUAGAAUAUGUAAGAAAAUGCAGGUUAAGAAUCAAUGGGAAAAUGCAAAAUUAAUAAUUAGCAAUUAGUUGCCGAAGGCGAGGGAAUUAUCGGUGAAUAAAAACCGAGACAAAGUCGAGGUUUUUAUUCACGAUAAUCACCGAGCUGCCAUUUCGUACAGUAAAUAUUGGAAUUUUUUAUACGUUUCUAAAGGAGCAAACAAACUUAAAAAGUAUGUUUAGUGCUUUAUCUGUAAAAUUAUGCUAAAAUGAAGAGAUUUUAGAAAGAAGAGAAAAUGAUGUCUGAAGUUCAGUAAGUUUUGCUUAUAUUGCUGUAUAAAUAUGGCGUCAAUUUUGCAGCAUCAAUGAUAAUUGUAUUUAAAUUGACAAUAUUUAACUAUUAUUUUGUGUUUCUCAACCGCCAGAUACAUUUAAAAAGGUUGCUGACUGUGUCAACUACAAAAUAAAGCUAAAACAAAGUAAUCUUGAGAGGAACGCCAAAACGAUUUUCGGUUUGAACAUUUUUCAUCACAAUUACUAUUAAUAUUAUUUUUUUAUUAAUACCCAAUUUUUUAUAUUUGUAAGGUAUGUUCGAGUUGUCUAUAUUAAAUGUUCUGAAAGUGAUGGCUCAUUUGACGCUCCUGACGAUGUAAACAACAGCCUAGAUAUGGCGUUAGAAAAACUUCGCUUCAAUGUGCUGCUUCUGCAGACGUUCAUGGCAGAAGAGAUGAAUAAACAUGGAUUUGGUUAUCAAACUUUUGAACUGGAACAGAAUGAGAAUGGUGAAAUAUUAGCUCAUGUUUUUACAAGUGAACUGACUACUGAGAAAGCACAUGAAAUGAAUGGUGAUCAACUGUAUAGUUGGUUUCACAAAGGUAUCAUUAAUAUUUAAUGAGGAAAAUCUUGCAGAGCAAUCAAUAGGUCAAUUAAAGUUACUUUAGUUUAGGCUUCCUCCUGUAGUAACACUGGAUCAAUAAGAGAUCAUCCUUACUGGACCUCUAGGAAGAACAGUUUAGAACUGAUAGAACUAUCCAGUAUAAAUAAAGUUAGUUUAGUUUAGGUUUCCUCCUGUAGUAAUACUGGAUCAAAAAGAGAUGAUCCUUACUGGACCUCUAGGAAGAACAGUUUAGAACUGAUAGAACUAUCCAGUAUAAAUAAAGUUAGUUUAGUUUAGGUUUCCUCCUGUAGUAACACUGGAUCAAUAAGAGAUGAUCCUUACUGGACCUCUAGGGAGAACAGUUUAGAACUUAUAGACCUAUCCAGUACAAAUAAACUUAGUUUAGGUUUCCUCUUGUAGUAACACUGGAUCAAUAAGAGAUGAUCCUUGCUGGACCUCUAGGAAGAACAGUUUAGAACUGAUAGAGCUAUCCAGUAUAAAUAAAUUUAGUUCAGGUUUCUUCCUGUAGUAACACUGGAUCAAUAAGAGAUGAUCCUUACUGGACCUCUAGGGAGAACAGUUUAGAACUGAUAGAGCUAUCCAGUAUAAAUAAAGUUAGUUUAGUUAAGGUUUCCUCCUGUAGUAACACUGGAUCAAUAAGAGAUGAUCCUUAGUGGACCUCUAGGGAGAACAGUUUAGAACUGUUAGAGCAGAAGUAUCCAGUAUAAAUAAAGUUUAGUUUAGUUUAGGUUUCCUCCUGUAGUAACACUGGAUCAAUAAGAGAUGAUCCUUACUGGACCUCUAGGGAGAACAGUUUAGAACUUAUAGACCUAUCCAGUACAAAUAAACUUAGUUUAGGUUUCCUCUUGUAGUAACACUGGAUCAAUAAGAGAUGAUCCUUACUGGACCUUUAGGAAGAACAGUUUAGAACUAAUAGAGCUAUCCAGUUUAAAUAAACUUAGUUUAUUGUCUCAUUUGCAUUUCAGAGUUAACAAGUUCUUCAUUAAACGACAAAAACUGCAAAUUUUUGGCGUUCAUGUCUUGUUCUCAUUACGACCCUCCGGACGAAAUCAAUCCCAAAGACAUUCCACGCUAUGUGAAGGCACACACUGCCUUGGGAGGCGGGCAACUUGGCUUGUUUGGCACAGCAGGUUUGCACACCUGGGCUGGAGAGGUGGGGGAGUUGGUGAAAUGUUUCACUGACAGCAAGGAAAUUGACAAGAAGAGAUUAUUCGAUGAUAGCGCUGGAAGG
Paramuricea clavata is the source of this 3167-nucleotide messenger RNA. NCBI's taxonomy places the organism in Eukaryota, Metazoa, Cnidaria, Anthozoa, Malacalcyonacea, Plexauridae. The record is from the annotation of a GenBank genome assembly.